Aplysia californica (California sea hare) is the source of this 1711-nucleotide messenger RNA. RefSeq lists its product as uncharacterized. Lineage: Eukaryota; Metazoa; Mollusca; Gastropoda; Aplysiida; Aplysiidae. The record is from RefSeq and is a predicted model, not a curated record.
ACGUAAGGAGAAUCACGUACGGAUCAUCAGCCGCAAGGAUGAAUCUCAGCAGCAACGGCCCACCUCCCCCCAUCAACAACGCUUGUCUUCCGGACAUCUACAACCGACUGGACGCAGAGGCCAUAGAGAAGACCCGAGUGGCCAACACUCAGCUGGCAUUGCGGCUCAGCUCCCAAGAGAGAAUCAUCUCUAAAUACAAACACGAGGCCGAGAGAUAUAACGUGAUAGAAAAAUCGAGGGCUGCCCUCGACUUGUCCCGCAUACGUCAAAUCUUGCCCACGGUGAGCAGAGUGGCCAACUUCGAGGAGAAAUUCUUCCGCACUCAGCCAAUGAAAGCGGAGAAAAAACGCCGGAGUAAAAACCGCAAAAGUUACCAGGCGCAAACAAACGACGACUCUAUUUGCCAAAGGUGCUAUAUCCAUCACCUCCCCUCUAAAAAACGCUUCUACAAGUCAGAGACACCCCCGCCACCUGUAUCGGUCCUGGAUGCUCAGUCAAACAGACCACCGCCCGCCUCAGAACGAAGCCCCGCCCUGUCUGCCCCCUCACCCAGCACACACCUCCAACUGACCACGCCCCUGACCCCAGACACAGACGGCCAGUACGCUCCCAGUCCUUCCAACUCCACGCGAGGACAGGGGUCGAGGUUGAUUCCUCCGUCCAAGAAGUAUCAGUUCCUGGAACGAGAUCGCUGUGGUCACGAGAAAGAUCUCAACGACAUCCUCACGCCGAGACUGAUGCCGUACGAGAUGUGGAAAGGAGUCGUGAAGAACGUAUGUGACCAGGCGGUGGUGAGACCUAAGAAGAAUCUGCCUAAGAUUAGUAAAGUGCAAAGGGGCAACAGCAUUAUCAGAGAGCGAACAGGUGAUAGUGUAUUCGGGACAAAGACUAGGAGAUCUUCAAGUAAACUCUCUGUGAGAGGACGACUGGACUCUAGACCUUCGUCGCGGUCCAUCCAGAGGAAAACGACUAGUGUUUCAAGAAACAACUCUACACUUAGAAGAGAAAAAAGCAAUACUGACAGACAAAGUAGAAGUCAGAAUGAGACUGGUCCAGAAAACUUCAGUAGAGAGGGAAGCUCUGUGAGUGUUGAUAGUGAGAGAACAGAUGCAUCUCGGAUGACGUCACCUUGCAAGCGUUAUGUGUCAGCAAAAUCAAAAGCCGUGCUUGAUUCCCACAAAGAAUAGCGAAAACAAUGUUUUGCCCUUUAUCCUUUUCCACGUCCACAUGCUUGGGAAUUUAUGAGGGCCAUGUGUUCAGUUGUAGGUCAAGAUGUUCUCCACUCACUAAAGACGCACGUUCUAGUUAUUUGACAAUGUUUGAAGACGCACUGUUUUGUAGCUCUUUAAAAAAAAAACACAAGUUUGUCUAUGCUUUUCACAAAUAUUAGUUUUUAAACCUGUUUCCUUUAUCUGAAAUUAUACAACAACAUGCAUAGUAUAUUUCAGAUUUGUGUAUGGUAGCUCGAAAUGUACCGCAGCAUCGCAUUUGGUCUGCUGCUGAUGGGACACCUUCGUUUUCAAAGAGUUAAACUGCUGAGUUAUGAAUUAAACGCAAAAUGAACGACCACUGGCUAUAUUUGACAGCCACCAUACAAAAGAAACACUGUGACUGUCACGGUUCCAACCUAUCAAUAUAACCGGAAACUGAAGGAUACAACAGAUCUUUAUUGCUGGUGGAUAAAUAAAUGUUUCCACCGCUCACAGAGAAA